Gigantopelta aegis is the source of this 959-nucleotide messenger RNA. Its product is annotated as nuclear receptor 2C2-associated protein-like. The transcript is spliced from 4 exons. The record is from RefSeq and is a predicted model, not a curated record. Bases 23 to 448 code for a protein of 141 amino acids. NCBI's taxonomy places the organism in Eukaryota, Metazoa, Mollusca, Gastropoda, Neomphalida, Peltospiridae.
UAUAAUUUUACGACAAUAUGUCAUGGCAGCCUCCAUCAUUUCAGAACACACGAAAAUACGAGUAAGCUCAGUGUUAAACCGUGACACUAAACAGUUUGGAAAAAAACAUCUACUAGAUCACAUUGAGGACACAUGUUGGAACUCCGAUCAGGGUUCUCCACAGUGGAUUAUUCUCGACUUAGGAAAAACACUUCACAUCACCGAGAUACACAUUCAGUUCCAAGGUGGCUUUGCUGGCAAGGAAUGUUGGGUAGAGGGCAGCACUUCAGAUUCAAAUUUCAAGAAAAUAACCAGCAUAUAUCCAGAAGAUAUCAACUCAAAGCAGAUUUUCAGAAUGCCAGAAGACGCCAGCCCUAUUGAGUGCGUGAAGAUUGUAUUUAACAGCAGUACAGAUUUUUACGGGAGAGUAACAAUAUAUUGUGUAGAUGUUAUAGGCCGACCAGCAUAACUUGGCAUCUACUCCCUGAAUAUGGCCACGGCCCCAGCUACAUGUACAUGUUUGUGAUACAAGACACACCUGAUCGGCCAAGCCAUGGCUCACUGAAUGAUCUGCCUGGUUUGUUUUCAUGGCCGACUCUGUAUGAACAUGUAGACAUGACACAGACCGAGUGAACUGAUUUCUUGAAGUUGUACCACUUCAUGAAAACAAGUAAUAACUGAAAACUAGUACUCUGAGGUUGAAUAUGUUCCAGGGAUGAAGAUAUUCAGAUAUCAGUCUAAAAAACUAAUUAUGAGAUGUCAUUUGAGUGUUUUUCUUAAAUUGUUUUAAUUCAGUAUUUUUGCAGAUCUGUAAUUAACGUGGUGAUGUCACAAAUUUCUGGGGUCCGUAUCACAUCAGCAUAGACUCGUGAUAUAAACCUGAUACAAAAUGGAAACGGUCAACAUUGUAUGAAUAAUGUUGAUAUUAUUGUAAUACUAUGACAUUUAUACAAUGUGUGUUAUAAACAAGUUGUAACUAA